This is a messenger RNA of Salvelinus fontinalis (brook trout), 2581 nucleotides long. RefSeq names its product malonate--CoA ligase ACSF3, mitochondrial-like. Gene Ontology annotation, biological process: fatty acid metabolic process. The coding region runs from base 179 to 2086 and encodes 635 amino acids. NCBI's taxonomy places the organism in Eukaryota, Metazoa, Chordata, Actinopteri, Salmoniformes, Salmonidae. The transcript is spliced from 11 exons. Gene Ontology annotation, molecular function: medium-chain fatty acid-CoA ligase activity. The record is from RefSeq and is a predicted model, not a curated record.
CACAACCAGAACCCUAAACUCUAGCUUCAGUUUCCAUUCGGAGUUUUAUUGUGACGCACCGUCACAAGAAUGACCGGUGUUUGGGUAUUCCAAUGCGACCAUUGUGUGGCUUGACAUCAUGAGGAUGGACUUUUUAUGAGGAUAACAUUGGUGGCUUUGAGCAGCAUAGUCUCCCAUCAUGUUGCCAGGGGCAGUACGUCACUCAGUCCCUCUGUGGCGCUCUGCUUUGGCCUCUGGCUGCUUGCAGUGUGAGGCAGGGCCAGGGAGAUGGCUGCUGGGACAGGUACUGAGGAGAGUCUACACCUCCACGAGAGCAAGGCAGGCUGCAGCAGGGGACAGUGCCCCUGUGUUUUCCAGAGCCCAAGUGUACAAGGACAAGCUGGCCAUAGUGGACGACAGUGGGAGCCACAGCUACAGGGACUUGUAUGGCAGUAGUAGGGGCCUGGCUGCGCGUAUCAAGGCAGCUCUGGACUGUCCCUCUGGGGACCUGCAGGGGAAGCGCAUCUCCUUCCUGUGCGCCAACGAUGCCUCAUACACGGUAGCCCAGUGGGCAUCCUGGAUGUGUGGCGGCACGGCCGUGCCUCUCUACAGGAAGCACCCUCCGUCUGAGCUGGAGUACAUCAUCUCUGACUCCCAGAGCUCCCUGCUGGUGGCUGGGCAGCCGUACGCAGACACCAUGGAGCCCCUGGCCCACAGACUGGGACUGCCCUACCUGCAGUUGCCCCCCACCUCCAGCCUCAGCUCCCUGCUGGAAGCCCCAGAGAACCAGCCUGAGCCUGGCAUCACAGACUGGGCCCAGCGUCCAGCCAUGAUCAUCUACACCAGCGGCACCACAGGCAGGCCCAAAGGGGUUCUCCACACUCACAGCAACAUUCAGGCCAUGGUUCAGGGUCUGGUGUCAGAGUGGGGCUGGUCCAGAGAUGAUGUCAUCCUUCACAUCUUGCCCCUGCACCACAUCCACGGCAUCGUCAACAAGCUGCUCUGCCCUCUCUGGGUGGGUGCCACCACCGUCAUGCUGCCUACCUUCCAACCUCAGAAGGUAUGGGAGGUCCUGCUCAGCUCCAAGGCUCCUAUGGUGAAUGUGUUCAUGGCUGUUCCAACCAUCUACUCCAAGCUGAUCCAGCACUAUGAGCAGCACUUCACCCAGCCACGCGUCCAGGACUUUGUCAGGGCUGUCUGCAAGGAGAGAAUCAGGCUGAUGGUGUCUGGCUCGUCCGCCCUGCCACAGCCCACCCUGCUACGCUGGGAGGAGAUCACAGGACACACCCUGUUGGAGCGCUACGGCAUGACAGAGAUAGGCAUGGCCUUGUCCAACCCCCUGAAGGGUCCUCGCAUCCCAGGUGCAGUCGGUGUCCCUCUUCAAGGAGUGGAGGUUUGCAUCGUCAUGACGAACGCAACCAGCACCACCAUCGCCGAGGGCAACAGCAGAGAAACUCAGGUGCGUCCAGGGUUGGAGGGGAAGGAGGGGGAGCUGAUGGUGCGAGGAGACCAGGUCUUCACAGAGUACUGGAACAAACCAGAGGCCACCAGGGAGUCUUUCACUGAGGAUGGCUGGUUCAAAACGGGGGACACAGCGGUCUAUAAGAAUGGAGUGUACUGGAUCAUGGGCCGCACCUCUGUGGACAUCAUAAAGAGUGGAGGCUAUAAGAUCAGUGCUCUGGAGGUGGAGCGACACCUGCUAGCCCACCCUGAUAUCACAGAUGUGGCUGUGAUUGGUGCUCGGGACGCCACCUGGGGACAGAAGGUGACAGCGGUGGUGCAGCUGAAGAGGGGGCGGAGCAUGACCCUGUCAGAGCUGAAGACCUGGGCCAGGAAAUGUCUUGAAGCAGUCUGGGGGAUAUUACCGAGGGAGAGAGACGCUCUAAGAGCACAUGGCUCCAUACACCAUCCCUACAGGCCUGGUCCUGGUGGAGGAGAUGCCCAGGAACCAGAUGGGGAAGGUCAACAAGAAGGACCUACUCAAGCACUUCUUCCCCAGCUAACUAGUAGAGAAGCCUGCACCUCCUUCACGGCUCACCUCCUCCAUGACACCUCCCUCCAGCAGGAGCAGAGACCCUCCUCAUACUACAGUAAACCAUUGAGAUGAGCUCCAAGUGACUGACUCUCCAGACGGUGGUCUGGGGAAGAAUGAAGAGACCUCAUUGAGGAUCCCACUAACUACACCACUGACCCCACUCAGCUCUGAGUUACCGUAGGACUGUUCACUGCUGGGCCUGGAGGCACUGAGCUCAACAGUGCUGUCUUACACGUGAUUAAACUGCUAUAGAGAUAUAUUUAGUUUGGCUGCUAUGACAGAGAACUGAUUUAAUACGAUAAGGCUGCGGUGCCUUCUUUAAAGACUGAGUGCUGCGAUCAUUAGCAUGACUGGGGUUCAUGACAUGAAUAAUUAUGCCAACACACAAGUACAUUAAGAAACCGUGAAAACGAUAAGAGCAGCAAGAGAUCCUUGACAUUAUACACAGAAGAAGAAGAAGAGGGGAAUACAGUGCAUUCUUAAAUUGUUCAUAAUUACAAUCCAGAUGGAUGCCCUUGAACUGGCAAUGAAGUUUAUUUUAAUGUAAUAAAAUGGAUGAUGUAUGGA